Pezoporus flaviventris is the source of this 896-nucleotide messenger RNA. It is a transcript of the gene PPIL3, whose product is annotated as peptidylprolyl isomerase like 3. Gene Ontology annotation, cellular component: catalytic step 2 spliceosome. Gene Ontology annotation, molecular function: peptidyl-prolyl cis-trans isomerase activity. The transcript is spliced from 7 exons. Lineage: Eukaryota; Metazoa; Chordata; Aves; Psittaciformes; Psittacidae. The record is from RefSeq and is a predicted model, not a curated record. Gene Ontology annotation, biological process: protein folding; protein peptidyl-prolyl isomerization. The coding region runs from base 65 to 550 and encodes 161 amino acids.
UGGGGCCCAGCCUCGGCAGGAAAUUGCUGUACGCAAAUCUACCUGUGCUGUUUGAUGAGCAGACAUGGCUGUCACGCUGCAUACUGAUGUAGGAGAUAUUAAAGUGGAACUGUUCUGUGAGCGUACGCCAAAGACUUGCGAAAAUUUCCUGGCUCUUUGUGCUAGUAACUACUACAAUGGAUGUGUAUUUCACCGGAAUAUAAAGGGCUUCAUGGUUCAGACCGGGGAUCCAUUAGGCACUGGGAAAGGAGGUAACAGCAUCUGGGGCAAGAAGUUUGAAGAUGAAUUCAGUGAAUACCUAAAGCACAGUGUCCGUGGGGUGGUUUCAAUGGCAAACAGUGGUCCAAAUACCAAUGGAUCACAGUUCUUCAUCACUUAUGGCAAGCAACCGCACCUUGACAUGAAGUACACUGUGUUUGGCAAAGUUAUUGAUGGCUUGGAGACCCUGGAUGAGCUGGAGAAGCUGCCUGUGAAUGAGAAAACCUACAGACCUCUUAAUGAUGUUCGCAUUAAAGACAUUACAAUUCAUGCCAACCCUUUUGCUGUGUAGCUGCAGAGUGCUUCGACACAUUCUGUAGGGACAGAUCAGAUUGACUGCUGGAUUAUGGGGUUUAAAGUAUCUUUCAAAAGGGUUACCUGAGGUGGAUCAUACCAUUGCUCAUUGAAAACAGGAUCUUCAGGAGCUGUGAUGUUUAAGUGUUGUCACAGAGGAAUCUGGUGUUUUAGAAGCCAGUUUUCCAGGAUUUUGAUUUUUAAACAUUGCUUUUUCUACUGGUAAAAUAAAGAUGUGAAAAGAUACAUUUUUUUGCAAAUAUUUUUCUGCCUUAAUUUUCUUAGUGACACUGUGUUGAAACAGUGUCCUUUGCUACAAUUUCAUGCUAAUGGUUUCUUGACCC